CGUUCAGUCUCGAAAGCUUCGUUGAAGCGACCCAACGCGAUCCGCUCUGCUCUCCAAUGAAAACUGCAAACAAAUCUGCGCUGUGUCUGCCACUGGUGUUGUUGCUGGCAUGCAGCUUGUGCGGCACAGAGGCCAGAUCUCGACCCUGCACCGAUGAUCGCAUUGUGUUUCCGCGUGACAACGAUUCCGAUGCCUCAGCCAAUGCCCCGGUGCCUGCGUGGAUAGUGACCACAGCAGCGACACCCACAACGACAGCGCAGGAUUCCACAGAGCCGACGACGGAAGACUCCUCCCUCAAUGGCACUGAGACGACCAUUACGCCCAUCAUAGUCAAUCGGAUACUGGUGGACACUCUGCCGCGGUGUAAAUCGGGCUUCGAGCUGCGCGCGAAUCGCUGUCGAAAGUCGGCUUAAGUAGCGUCUCCAAGGUGUCGUCUCCCCAUUGUGUAGUUUCUCUAAGUCUCCAAUGUUAGUCUGAUGUUAGUCAAUAAAGUGAUAUAUGAAUAGCAUUA
Molecule: messenger RNA, 511 nt
Organism: Drosophila guanche
Lineage: Eukaryota; Metazoa; Arthropoda; Insecta; Diptera; Drosophilidae
Gene: Gbp1
Exons: 1
Coding region: 57-413 (118 amino acids)
Source: RefSeq, a predicted model, not a curated record